Messenger RNA from Anopheles coustani, 886 nucleotides. RefSeq lists its product as uncharacterized. The transcript has 2 exons. The record is from RefSeq and is a predicted model, not a curated record. Bases 31 to 855 code for a protein of 274 amino acids. Gene Ontology annotation, cellular component: nucleus. Lineage: Eukaryota; Metazoa; Arthropoda; Insecta; Diptera; Culicidae. Gene Ontology annotation, biological process: regulation of exit from mitosis.
CCGAAACGCAACAACAAACUGAUAUCCGAAAUGAAGCAAACAAAUCCAAUCAACAUCGUACUUGAUGUGCCACUUAUCACACAGAAAUGUGCUUCCAGAAUAUUGAGGACUAUCGUGGAGGUAUCGAUGUUUCAAAGAAAUCAGAUUCCUUUUGUCUAUGAGAUAUUUUGUGGUCAGAUAACGAAGUGGGAUUCACCGACUGAAAACACGGCGUCCGACGAUGAUGCUUCUGUUCCGAAGAUGCGGAGCAUGCAUUUGACGAAACAACGAACUAAAGCUAGAGAAACGUUAACAAGCACACAGGUGCUAUUUGAUACGGUGGACAAGAUCAUAACGGAACAUUCAACAGUUCGCGAGGUGAUGAUUUUAUUUGGUAAAACAAUUUAUACUGCUAAAGAAGCGAUCAUUGUUAAUCUGCCAUCGAUUAACACGAACCAUGUGGGACAAAAUCAUCGAAAUGGGAUGAGUCAAAAUCUUCGAGAAAUAGCUAAAACGUUAUCACUAUCUAACGAAAUUUUCGACAAUAUGCAAGUGAAGGAUACAACAAACAUGUUUGUCCUUUGUAAACCUUUGUUAAUUCCGCAAGUUUCCGGAAAUGGCAUCUUUCCAGUAGAUGAGUUUCAACUUCCUUCAAAGUGUAUACAGUUCGUCAUCAAUCUGAACACUUCGGAAUUGGUACCCGCCACAGCUGUGUUUGAAAUAUUUGACGAAGAUCCUGAGGCGCCCAAAGUCAGCAAAACCGGGACGGAACCAACAGCACCACCACUAGAAACGGCUAACAAAUGGUAUCAGCUCGACGUUGUAGUCAAAGGGUUUAAGCUAAUCCGCAGGAAAGGGUGCCACAUUUGGGAAUGACUUUGAAUACAUAUUUUAUUUUACAACUUGU